Messenger RNA from Rhinocladiella mackenziei CBS 650.93, 1833 nucleotides. RefSeq names its product exodeoxyribonuclease III. The coding region runs from base 1 to 1833 and encodes 610 amino acids. Gene Ontology annotation, cellular component: nucleus. Lineage: Eukaryota; Fungi; Ascomycota; Eurotiomycetes; Chaetothyriales; Herpotrichiellaceae. Gene Ontology annotation, molecular function: zinc ion binding; double-stranded DNA 3'-5' DNA exonuclease activity; phosphoric diester hydrolase activity. The transcript is spliced from 2 exons. Gene Ontology annotation, biological process: base-excision repair. The record is from RefSeq and is a predicted model, not a curated record.
AUGGGCAUCCGAAUCACGACCUGGAAUGUCAAUGGCAUUCGCAAUCCGUUCGGAUAUCAGCCAUGGAGAGACAAGAGAACUUUUGACGGCAUGUUCGAUAUUCUGGAGGCGGACAUAGUCGUUUUUCAAGAAACCAAGAUACAACGAAAAGAUCUGAGAGAUGAUAUGGUCUUGGUGCCGGGAUGGGAUAACUAUUGGAGUCUACCGAAACACAAGAAAGGAUACUCUGGCGUUGUCAUCUACACGCGAAAUGCGACCUGUGCACCCAUCAGAGCGGAAGAAGGCAUUACUGGGAUCCUGACCCCGCCGAACACGUCUACAAGUUUUCGAGACCUCCCAGACGACCAACAAAUCGGAGGAUAUCCCAAUGCCGAACAGUUGUCACAGUCUGACUACGAUCCUGCCACCCUCGAUGCGGAAGGAAGAUGCGUCAUCCUUGAGUUUCCUGCUUUCGUUCUCAUUGGGACCUACUGUCCUGCCGAGCGUGACGAGACGCGGACACAUUAUCGCACAAGCUUUCUAUGUGUACUCGAUGCCAGGAUACGGAAUCUUGUGAAGAUGGGGAAGAGGGUGGUGUGGGUAGGAGAUCUCAACAUAUCUCGGGAGGAGAUCGACACGGCCGCUGCCGAGGAAAGCAUGAGGAAGAAUGGCCUUGACCCUGUGGAAUGGAUCUCCACUCCUGCAAGAAGAAUAUUCAAUCAACUGCUCGUGGGAGGAAAGGUAUAUGGAGAAAGAGAUGAGGGACGAGAGACACCAAUCAUGUGGGACGUGUGUAGAGGUUUUCAUCCGGGCCGGAAGGGAAUGUAUACCUGCUGGGAAACCAAGGUCAAUGCUCGACCAGGUAACUAUGGCUCCAGGAUCGACUAUGUUGUCUGCAGCCACGACAUGAAGGAUUGGUUUAGUGACUCGAAUAUCCAAGAAGGACUCAUGGGCUCUGAUCAUUGCCCCGUCUAUGCGGUACUCAACGACACAGUGGUGGUAGAUGGGGUCGAGAGACACAUUCUGGACACGGUCAACCCACCGGGCAUGUUUGAAAAUGGAGUGCGCAAGCAAGAUUGGUCAGCAAAAUGCCUCCUUCCAAUGUCCGGCAAGCUGAUUCAAGAAUUUGACAAGAGACAAAGCAUACGAGAUAUGUUUACUCGAACGCCAUCCAUGCAGAAAUCGAGGACAUCUGUUGAUGGAAAAGGCAAGAGUGAUACCUCGACGCCGCCUUCGAUUUCCUCUGCGGCACCAACUAGCACGGACGCGUCCACACAGGCCGAGGAUGCCACAUCUUUGUCGAGGACGGUGUCAAAUGCAUCCUCAACUUCAAAUGUCAAUGGAAAACGCUCUAUAACGGCUUCUGAAAACCUCCCCUCUGCAAAACGCAGCAAAACGGCGUCGCAGUCAGCAACAAAUAGCUCUAGCAAGGCCCAACAAAGUUUGAAAGGCUUCUUCUCUACGAAAACACCACCAGUUGAGCAGGCUACAGAAGAAACGCCUCCGACGGCGCCGAAAUCCGAUAUGACUACUUCUGCUGAAGUUAGCAAUUCAACGAUUACCACUUCCUUGGCCCUCAACCCAACUCCCUCCCUCGAAGAUGAAGCCGCUGUUUUCGCUACCAGGCACACCUGGGGUAAAUUGUUCUCGAAGCCCAUUUCCCCCAAAUGCGAACAUGGAGAGCCUUGCAAAACCAUGAUCACCAAAAAACCAGGUGUGAAUUGUGGUCGCUCGUUCUGGAUGUGUAAUCGACCCCUGGGGCCAAAAGGGAAACAAGAGAAGGGGACACAGUGGAGGUGCAACACGUUUAUUUGGGCUAGUGAUUGGGAUACCCAUGCUUCUGAGCCAGGAUAG